Messenger RNA from Hibiscus syriacus, 435 nucleotides. RefSeq lists its product as uncharacterized. Bases 20 to 415 code for a protein of 131 amino acids. The record is from RefSeq and is a predicted model, not a curated record. The transcript has 3 exons. NCBI's taxonomy places the organism in Eukaryota, Viridiplantae, Streptophyta, Magnoliopsida, Malvales, Malvaceae.
CAUCUCAUGCUGGCCAGAGAUGUUUCAAUCUUUUAAUCUUCUGUCAUCCCUUUUCAUGGUUCUGGUUAACGCAAUGUAUUUUGAGCCUAAAGCUACUAAGGUGAUGUUUGAGAGGAUGAAAAUGGAGAAGGAAGAAGGGAGAGGAAGACCUGACUUUCUUGCAGAGGGGAGAAGGACCACUGAGACACCAAGUGUUGCAGACCCAGCAGCUAAAAUAAGCAGGAAAGGCCCCUUGCCGGCACCGGCAGCAGCACCCAUCGGUUCAGAAGAGGAAGUGAUAAAGUCAAGAAUGGCUAGGCUGAAUGAGAGGCUGAAGAAGAUAAACACAAACUCAUCGGUGCUUAAUAUUCUCACACUGAUGGCUCUCACCUGGCAUCUUGUUUACCUUGGCCAACGCCUAACCGUAACCUGUUGAAGAGAUAGAUGAUAUAUGGA